This is a messenger RNA of Opisthorchis viverrini, 234 nucleotides long. RefSeq lists its product as hypothetical. The coding region runs from base 1 to 234 and encodes 77 amino acids. NCBI's taxonomy places the organism in Eukaryota, Metazoa, Platyhelminthes, Trematoda, Opisthorchiida, Opisthorchiidae. The transcript is spliced from 2 exons. The record is from RefSeq and is a predicted model, not a curated record.
AUGCCACACCGGCCGUCGCGUGGUGCCAUCAGCCGGGUCGCCUUACUUGCUGCAUACAGCAGGGCGGGUUAUCAAGGACGGCUGCCCCCCGAACACCUCCCCAUUGAGAGGGCUGUUCAACCGACUGCUGCUUUGGACUCCACUGUGACGCCUCAUGAAGUUGCCGUCGCACUUCUGUUCGUCCCUGGGGCUGCGAGCAUGCUGAUCUGGAAUCUAGCAUCUUCCACUGCGUAG